This is a messenger RNA of Labrus mixtus (cuckoo wrasse), 1835 nucleotides long. RefSeq names its product GTPase IMAP family member 7-like. The transcript has 2 exons. Gene Ontology annotation, molecular function: GTP binding. The record is from RefSeq and is a predicted model, not a curated record. Bases 384 to 1244 code for a protein of 286 amino acids. Lineage: Eukaryota; Metazoa; Chordata; Actinopteri; Labriformes; Labridae.
AAGGACCAGAAUCUCAAUGAGUAAGCUUUAAUGUAAGGUAUGGGAUAUUCACAAGUGCAUGAGUGGCAGAAAAAAGGUUAGUUUUGCUUUAAUUUUUUCUUGAUGCUUUCUGACCCGACACUAUAUAACUUGUGUUUGACUUUUCUAUAAUAACUGAAUAGUGGAGCUCCCUGACAUGCAACAGAACUGGUUGUUCAUACGCACGCUGAUAAAAAUAGAAGUGUACUGUGUGAUGUGCUCAUUAGCCUGCUGCCCAGAACCACGUCAGACAGGUGGAAAAACCAGGUGGAGGAAACUGGAGCCAGACAGAGGAAGACACGCUGUCACAUCCUUGAGAUCAGAGUCAUUCUCUAAACCCUUGACUUGUCUACAUUUUCUCAAGAAUGGAUGAAUCGACAAAAAGAGUAGUUGUCUUGGGAAAAACUGGAGCUGGGAAGAGCAGCCUGGCUAACACCAUUUUUGGAGAGACUGUGUUCAAGACAGACAGUUCAGCCAAGUCCGGUACGACAGAAUGCCAAGCAGAAAACAAAUGUGUCAAUGGCAGACGCAUUAUGUGGAUCGACACUCCUGGGUUCUUCGACACAGAGAGAGCUCAGGAGGAGAUGAAGCCUGAAAUACUCAGGUGUAUCAUAGAGUGCGCUCCUGGGCCUCAUGUUUUUCUCAUCCUGCUUAAAGUGGAGAAAUUCACCAAGCACGAACAGGAAGUCGUUGAAGAGAUGCAAAAGUAUUUCUCAGAGGAAGCUUUAAAAUUUGCCAUAGUUCUCUUUUCUCAUGGCGACCAGCUCCCUGAGGAAAUGAAGAUCGAGGAGUUCGUCGAACAAUGUGAAUAUCUGAGGGACCUGGUGAAGAAGUGUGGAGGCCGGUGCCACGUCGUUGACAAUAGAUACUGGAAGACCAAAGAGCAGGAUGAAUACAGGACCAACCAGUUCCAGGUGGAAGAGCUUCUCAAAACAAUAGAUAAACUUAUUGAAGAGAACAAAGGAGGCUGUUUUACCACUGAGAUGCUACAAGCAGCGGAAAGUGACAAACAACAAGAACAAGAGAACAUCAGACGAUCAUCUGCAAACAAGUCAACUGAGGAGAUCAUAUACAUGGCUAAAACCGAAGUGUUGGCAAAGCACAUGUUUAAAUUUGCAGGUGUUACAACAGGAGCACUGUUGGGAGCCUUUCUUGGUGGAACAAUAAAAUUAAGGCAAGAUACGGCAGGCAAAAACAUCAAUUUUUUAUGCACUGGUCAAUUUUGAGUUUUUGGGCGAGUUCACUCCCUGAACAUGUAAUGUUUCUAACUACCAUAAAGAAAAUAUCCAAAUUGUACAUUUAUGUGUAUAUUUUAAUACAUUUUGUCUGAUCACGGCAUUAUAUUUAGUUUUUUUGAACGUUUAUUUGAAGAAAUGUCUCACCUUAAAAGAGUGUCAGGAUGUCUGAUCUAAGCAUGUUAACCUUGACUAAAAUGAAAUGUAAAAAGUGGAAGUGUAUUUUAGCAACAACUUUUUUAUAUUUGUACUUUUUUUUAAGAAGGGAUAUGGAUGGUUAUUGUUAUUAUUUAGGAGAGGAAAUGUUUUUGAUAUCCAUGAUGAGCACAUGUGUGCUGAAAAAAAACUUUUGAUUCUGGAUCUUUCAUGGUGGAUUUUUCUUUGUUCAAACAUAUGCAACAAUAAAUCAGGAAAUCCAUCAAGUGUUUACUAGAGUCUUUUGUUUCAGCAGUGGGUGCAUUGAAUACAAUUCAUUUAGCAGAGGUUCGUAUCCAAAGCGACAAACAUCAGAGAGUAAGUAAAACACAAGUAAGGAUCUGGAGAGGAGGAAACGACAUCAGUAAGUGCAACAAAAUCUGAUUG